Maylandia zebra (zebra mbuna) is the source of this 2321-nucleotide messenger RNA. RefSeq lists its product as uncharacterized. Lineage: Eukaryota; Metazoa; Chordata; Actinopteri; Cichliformes; Cichlidae. The record is from RefSeq and is a predicted model, not a curated record.
ACGACAUCUAAGACUACAUAAGCUGAAAGUGAAAGUAAAGAUGCCAGAAUGGAUCAGCACCUCUCCAAGGCGAGUUUGCAAAGAUCACAGAGGGCAUCAUGACGUCACACGGCUGUUUUCUCUGCCUGUUGCUUUUAAGUGUAAUCCCGAUCGAGCCAUCAGAAGCAGGUUGUAUGGACCACUUCACAAAAAAAGGAUUGGCAAACGCAUCAAGUGAGCUGCCAGAGAAUAUUACCGUCAAAAUAAUGAACAAGUCUGAGGACAUCAUUGUAUGUAGUUUAACGGAAGCUGAAGACUGUGAUAACAGCAAAACAGAAAAUACCUGCUUUCUACGGGACUGUUUUAAGGACGAGAAUAACAUGGACUAUAAACCGCCAUGUAACGAGGCGGAUGAGAACAUCAGUGUCCCUUUCUACCACUUCAUGUGCUUGACAAAUAUAGCCAAGGGUCUACGAGAUAAAACAAAACCACCUGAAGUCUGUGAAGUGUACAAAAAAGUCUGUGGGGAAGAUUCUGCCACCCCAGCACCACCAAAACCUUCACCGACAACACCAACCAUUGAAGCAACACCAUCAACAGCACCAGCCAUUGAAGCAACACCAUCAACAGCACCAGCCAUUGAAGCAACACCAUCAACAGCACCAACCAUUGAAGCAACACCAUCAACAGCACCAACCAUUGAAGCAACACCAUCAACACCACUGCCAACAACACCAACCACUAAAGCAACACCACCAACAGGACCAGCCAUCGACGCAACAUCAUCAACAGCACCAGCCAUCGAAGCAACACCAACCAUUGAAGUAACAACAAAAAACCCAAGCACAGCAUCAACAACAAAAACAACAGCACCAUCAACGACAUCGUCAACAACAAGUACAACAGCAGCAUCAUUCCUGGUGAAUUCACGUUCAGAAAAAGAAACGGGAAGUGACAUCCAAAAGAUUUUAAUAGGAGUUCUUAUCAUGACGAACAUCAUUGUCCCCAUGGCAAUUUAUCUGUACAUGCGUAACCAGAUUCAGCAGAUUCCAAACUUGAGGGAAGAAGUAAGAAUGACAGAGAUGCAGCAAAACACAUUUCCCAGGGAUGUUGAAGAGGGUCCCAUUUUAUUAACGACGCCCGAGAGUUCCAUCAUCAUAAAUUCACCUGAAAACACCAUAAUUUAAAGCCCUUGCCCAAAUAGAACACACCAUUAGAAGUUCUGAGCUGCUGAGAAUCUGGAUAAAUCUGGAUACGAGGAUCUGCCUUACACAGAUCUGGACUUACACAGUCCAGGUGAAGUAAAGGUGGUCUGUGAAGGCCUCUGCGCCCAAAGGUGGAUAAGCUUCCAAUGUGAAGAAGAGUGGGACCAAACAAGCCGCAGCAUGCCUGUUCAUGUAACUGCUCUGCAGUCGCACAUCAAGAUUGUUUUCUGUCCGCCUCAUGCAAAAUGUUUUACUGCUGUGCUGGUUUUAAGUGACCAAAGUCUUACCAGAAGAAGUGCACUGCAGAAAAUCUGUUUUAACACGAACAAUAACGAGUUGGUUUUUUGUCAUAUUUAGAAUAAUUUUAAACACAAAGACACAGAUUAUGCAUGUAGUCAGUAAACAUAUAUAUGUGUGUGUCUCUGUGUGUUCAAGUGUUCCACUGUGCAGACUACUAUAUUUAGUGCGACUGCAAAAGAAAAAAGUUACGUUUUUAUGGCUAAUGGACUAAUUGCCUCUGUUCAUGUGUGCAUAUUUGGGGAAAGGUUUGGUGGCUUUUUUUCUAUUCCUUGUAUGUAUUAAGUAUGUUGUGAUAAAGCUUCAGCUGAAAAGCUAAAAGUGCCUAAAAAAAAUUAAAUAUUAUUAUUUUUUUUAUUGCACAAUGCACAUUAAGCGAAGCCACCAUAAAAAAUUGAACUUUUACCUUUUUCUAAGCCAGCUGUGCUAGCUUUACCCCUAAAAUGUGAUCUUAUCUGUUAACAGUUGUUCUAGAUAAGUUCUCACUGUACAGUCCUCAUACAUCCAUCGAAUGUGUUUGUGUUUCAUGGAAGUAUAAAUAGAAAAUUACCUACCGCAAUGCUUUUAUUAUUUUCAUAAAUCACUGCAAAAACAAAGAGAUGUGAAAAAAGCGGUCUUCUCCGCACGUUUUCAUUUUCAUACUGUCACGUUAUUUCACUCUUAUAUAUGGUAAAUGGUCUGUAUUUGUAUAGCGCUUUACUUGGUCCACUCUUGUGUAUGUGUAAUUAUCCCACAUAUCUGUCCCUCACAUAUGGAAGACUGUAGACAUUGUUCUGUGUUUUCAGUUUUUGGCUUUUGAUGCAUUUGUGGAAUAUAUUUUAGUUUUUGUUUAUGUAAAAA